Molecule: messenger RNA, 1665 nt
Organism: Coccidioides posadasii C735 delta SOWgp
Lineage: Eukaryota; Fungi; Ascomycota; Eurotiomycetes; Onygenales; Onygenaceae
Cellular component (GO): nucleus
Molecular function (GO): RNA polymerase binding; transcription coregulator activity
Source: RefSeq, a predicted model, not a curated record
AUGUUGAAAUCCACAUAUACUCCUUUGCCGCCUCUCCCUGCGGGGUGGACUGAACAUAGAGCCCCUUCAGGCCAUCUAUAUUAUUACAACGCCGAAACCAAGCAAUCAACGUAUAAAAGGCCUACUGCUCCAACCCUAGAAACCAAACCCACCGUUUUCUCCCCUGAACAUCCUCCGUUGGGUCUCUCAGCUGCUGUUCCAGGUGCUUCCCCAGCCAACGUUCCUUUUGGCGGAGCAUUCAGAUUCGGAGCCUGUCGCAAGGAUGAUCCGGGCAGUGGUCGGCGUUACGAAAAGCGACAACCGCAAGACCGUCCAAAAUCGAAACACCCAAUACCUGGGUGUGCACCUUGGUUCCUCGUGAAAACCAAACUCGGUCGCAGAUUCGUGCACAAUCCCGGGACGAACGAGAGCUUUUGGAAAUUUCCAGAACAUGUUCUUAAAGGAGUUGUGGAAUAUGAUCGAAUAGAGAGGGAAAGGAAUGAAAGACGAGAACGUGGGGAAUUAAGUGAAGAAGAAGAUACUAGGAGAAGAAAAGAACCACUGCCAGAAAAGGAACAAACAGGUUCAAGAGAGGCUGCAGCUGACGAACAAGAAGAAGAGUAUAGCGACGAGUAUGAAGAAGUUGAAGUCACUGAUGAGGAGGAUGAAUUGCAGUCAAAGAGAUUGAGGACGGAGGAAGGCACCGAUCAGCCAAUCGAAUUCAAUGAAGACGACAUCGCUUAUCAGCUGGCAGCAAUGGGGGAAGAUUACGGACUUGACCCCGGCGAGUACGGUGAACCUGGAGAAGAGGGUUGGGAAGAAGGGGCAGAAGGCCUACCGCUUACAGAAGAAGAUGCGACUGCUCUAUUCCGAGACCUUCUGGAUGAUUAUCAAAUAAACCCCUAUACACCAUGGGAGAAAAUCAUUGAGGAAGGCAGAAUUAUUGACGAUACGCGAUAUACUAUUCUCCCAAAUAUGAAAUCAAGGCGUGAAGCAUGGUCCAAUUGGAGCCGGGAUCGUAUCCAGGAACACAAAGAGCGCAAGGAAAAGGAAGAAAAGAAGGACCCACGUAUACGCUACCUGGCUCUACUCGAGGCGCAUGCAACUCCAAAACUAUUCUGGGCGGAAUUCAAGCGCAAGUACAGAAAAGAACCCGAAAUGAAGGACAAUCGCAUGUCAGAUAAAGAUCGCGAAAAGCUCUAUAGGGAUCACAUCUCACGCUUAAAGCUACCGGAGAGCACCCGUAAAUCCGACUUUUCAGCGUUCUUGAAAUCAAUACCACUAACACACCUAAACCGGUCGUCAACAAUUGACGCGCUUGACUCUUCGAUCUUAAGAGAUAUUCGUUAUAUUUCCCUACCAUCCAAAGUCCGAAACCCUCUGAUUGAGACUUAUGUGUCAACUCUUCCAGAUGCUCCAGAGGUGACAGACCUCUCAGUAGAGGAAAAAGAGGAGAAAUUAAAGAAGCAUCAUGAACGCCAAAGGCGGGAGAAGGCGCUUGCGGACCGCAAAGCAAUGGUUCAGGAAGAAAAACAGAAACAUCAGAGAGCGCUUGUCCAAGGUAAAGAUAUGCUUCGACAUGGCGAUGAAGAGCUCCGGAAAGCUAUGCUUGUUGGCAAAGAAGGUCUGACGAGCCAUCUCGAGGAGAUUGGGAAAGCAAAUACCUCAAUAAGUGGUGAAGAUUAA